GGUUAGGUUAGAAUCGAACGAGUGUGUUGUUUGCAAACUUCGGUUGACAAGCGAUAAAUUUUCAAAGAUCCUUCGGUCUCGCGGAACGUGCGAAUUCGAACAACACAAGAAACAAUUGUGACGUGAUCGUCUCGCGCGCUCGUAUUUUUGACAUUUUUGUCAAAACGCAGUACGCGCAGUUACGCGUCUUACGUGUGUGUGUGUGCAUUAUGUAUGUAAUUGCGCAAAUUCUCGAGUGUGCGUAUCCUCUGUGACGUGCGAUCAUUGAGGGUACAAACCUACUCGACGCGAGGUUCCUACCCAAGUACUCUCUCUCUCUCUCGAUAAUUUGGAUAAUUCUAUAUCGUCGGAUGGUUCGGUUGCGACAACGUGACGAGGAUUCAUUAGGAUUCGGCUUUUCGUUCGAGCUUCGGAACCAUAGCGCGUACCGAAAGAUUGACGAAAGCACCGAGUUAUCCAACAAGAUCUGCUACAAGUGUGUGUACGAAUUGGAACAGUGUACGACAUUUGUGCAAAAGUACAGAAAAUCACACGAGAUCUCGCAGUCCCAAAAUGAGGUCAAAAAACCAAAGUGCUGUUUGUGCUUGGAAGUUAUAGAAAAUAAUUUUAUCUUCGACGUCACCAGGGAGUAUCAUCCGGUAUUCACUGCCGUACAAAAGAUUCGAAACAUUUUCAAUGUUGAUUUCAGCAAAAGGAUCAAGGAUAAAUUAGUUUGUCUGUCAUGUCGGUAUAACUUGGACGUUUUGUACGAUUUGAAGCGAGUGCAUCACGAAACGGUUACCAAUUUGAAGAGUCUAAUUAAUGGAGCAAUUGAUUAUUCGCAUUUUCCAAAGGUCCAUACAGAUAUUGUAAAUCGCAAAACAACCGUAACCACAUUCCCAGAUGUUUCAUUUUGCGCUUCAGUGAUUUCUGAUAGUGAAACUAGCGACGAAAUGGCGCCCGGUAAGUCGCGCGACAACAAAAGCCGCAAUACGCGAAACAAGGCACAAAACAGACCGAAAGUGCGAAAAUGCCAACAGUGCUUGAACGUUGUCCCAAUCGGCAGCGACAUGUACAGAUUUUAUCGCACGGGAUUAACGGUUUGUAAAAAAUGUUGGGUCACAAUGGAUCCGAGUAAAGACAGAGGUAGGCGACAACGAUCAUUGAAGUCGAAACAAAGAUCAUCGGGAACAAAACUCUGCGCGGUCUUUUUGACGGACGUGCUGAACGAAGAAUCGAACAAGAAGAGUCAGGAAUUCGAAGUGCGAAGAGACAAGGACGGUAACAGAUUGUACAUUAUAUCGGACGAGAGUUCGCUGGACGAAGAUAGAUCCUCACCGGAGAGUAGUCGUCCGAGCGUGUCGUCCAAGUCGCUCGUGUCGGAGAACACUGUUGUUAACGGAAGUGCGAAACAAAAGAACAAACGAAAACUCGACAAGAGCGACGUCGAGAAGACUCAAUCGUAUAAAUUGAGAAAAUCGAGUCAGAGCACAGAGAGCACGAACGAAUUGAAAUCGAUAGUGUCGUCCGACGUAGAAUCAAAACAAUCGAUUUCGUCACGUCGAAAACGUAAAACUACGAUCACUAGCAAUCAAAGCUCCGAUUCUGACACUCCUUUGAUUGAUACGCUAAAAAAGACACGUAAAGACAAUUCUGAUGUAAACAACGACACUUCCAGUGUGACGACGAAAUCUUCACAAGCGAAACGAGGAAGACCACCGAAAAAACAAAUAGAUAAACCGGUAGAUAAACCCGCAAGCGCACCGAUAAGUAGACCAUUGGGCAGACCCAGAAAAAGACUAAGAUCCAUUCUCGAAGGGGUAACGUCGAAUCUAUGCAUGGAGUUUGAUAACGAUGAGAGUGAUGACAAGAAAGGAACAAAAGACACACAGCGCGAAACCACAUCAACUGCGGAUGAGAGCAAGAAAAAUAAACAACGGAUCGUUAAAAGAGUAAGAUCGUCUUCUAACUCUAGUGUCGAUGUACCGUUGGAAGUGAAAUCUCCAAAAUCGGAAGUGUCAGAAAGUAAUAAGGAAGUGUCAGAAAGUAAUAAGGAAGUGUCAGAAAGUAAUAAGGAAGUGUCAGAAAGUAAGGAAGUGUAUCCUUGUGACAGGUGCGAUAAAGAAUUUGACAACAAGUUGUCGAGUCUGGAGCACAAAUUGUCGCAUCUCAAUCAGCCUAUAUUGAAACUGAUAAAGACGACUGUUUCGAGCACCACGGAGGAAACAAACGUUGAUUCGCAGGAGGAUAAAUCUUCCGAGAAAGCGGCGAGCGCUGGUGAGAAAACGGUCGAAGAUCCGGCUGAGGAGAUUGCUAUCAACAUCGACGAUGAUACCGAUGAAGAAAUCUUCAAUGCUUCGCGCAGAGAUUGCGCGAGCGAAAAGGAACAGAAGAAAGAAGACGAGAAGAACGCGAAAGAUAAAAUUGAAUCGACAGAUGACGCGACGGAGAGCGACGAUCGCGCGGAGGAAAAACGUCCGCAAAUUCAAAGUAUUGAAAAAGUAUGUUUGAUUCAGACUAACGAAAAGUUUUUGACGAAGAAAUCUAAAGAACCGGACAGAAAAUUGAACGCCGUAUUGGACGAAACGGCGUUGUUAUUUGAAAAAGAAGACGAGGAUAUAAGUAACAAGGACACGUCGAAAGAAUCGGAUACCAAAGACGCAUCGAAGAAUCAAGAUACGUCGGUUGAGAUAGAUACAACGGUUGAAAAAGACGCGUCAAAAGAUGGGGAAGAGGUGAGAAAAGAUGUACAGAAAGAUAGCGAAUCAUCCACGGAAGAAAGUCAGAAACACGUGGAUGUUGACGCAGCCAAAUGCGCAAAAGAAGAUGAAAAUACGGAGACAGAGAAUGAUACAGAAAUAUCCUUGGCGAAUAAAGAGGAGUCUGUUAGCGAACGUAAUAAAGACGAAGAUGAUACUUGCGAGAAAAAAACGUGCGAUAAAGAAAAAAAGAUGGAAUCGCCAGAUUUGUCCGUUCCUAACGUAACUAGGACUGGCGAGGAUCAAUGCGUGGACAAUGAAAGCAGCAAGGAAAAGGUGGAAGAAAAAACGAGCGAUAAAGAAACGGCUAAAUCGUCAGAUUUACCCGAUCCUGAUGUAUCCAAGAUUACUAACGAGGAUCAAGUAGACGAUGAAAGCGGCAAGAAGGACGCGGAAAAAAUUAACGAAGAUACAGAAAAUACGGAUCUUCUUGCUGAAGAUGGCAAAAUUGUUAGAAACGAUAAAGAUACUGAAAAUGGCCGAAUAGAAGAGAUAAACGACGAUUUGUGCGAUUUAACGGACGAGUGUUUGGGAAAGCAACUUACGGAAAAGCCGGAGAAGCAGAUCGAUACAAUCGAUAUCACCGAUGAGACGGAAUUGUUGAACGACGGAGAUCUGAAUGACAUUGAUAUAGACAUAAGCGAGAUUGAAUCGGUCGCGAAGCAGCAGAACAAGACGGACGAACCAAUUCUGGAGAUGGAAGCGAUUACAAACAAUGACAAGAGUAAUAAUGUGGAAGACAUAACAAUUGACCUGAAUCCUUCAGAUUACGGGCCGUCGUUUGACAAGAAAGAUGACAGCGACAGAUACGACGACAUCAUUCAAAUAGAUUUGACGCACAAUACGAGCGACACGAUCAAAUCUUCAGAUGACACGGAAGAUAUUAUUACGAUACAAAGAGAAGAGAAAAGCAGAUUGGAAGAGGAGGUCGAGAGCCUUGAGGAGUUGGUGCGGGAUAAUUUGGCGAGUAAAUGUGACGGGCAGGAAACGUCGAACGUUACCGAGAUAUUACAUGAGAUAUUUGACAGAGUGCUCGAGGAAAGUCAAAGGCGAAAAGACUGUAUGAAAAACGGCAAUAACGAUGACGACGAGACCCUGGAAAACAUAUCGCGCGAGAUAAACAGUAGUGCCGAUAUGCCGUCUUUGGACCCGAUCUUGGAGUUAGACGAUGAUAACGACAUCAUCUUAGGUUAAUUGUACCUGUAGCACAUUAAGACACACACGUAUAAUAAUUUUGUUCUGUUUCUACUUACAUUCGUUGUGCAGUAUGUUCAUAGCUCUAAAAAACAAAUGUUUGAGACAAAAUAUAUCCAAGGAAAGAAUCUAAGUUAGUUAAAAAAACUAUAAAAAAAAAUUAAAAAAAAUAAAAUAAAAAAUUAAAAAAAAAUAGAAUAAAAAGGACUGGAUACAAGUGUAUUGUAUGUCUUUAUGAUCAAAAUGUUUUCUUUUUAGUUUGCUAUAUUUUUCUCAAGAAGACACUUGAAUUUUUCACUGCUUACAUUUCUUUUUUACAUUUCGUUUGUGACGUGAUGACGUCACCCCAUAUGUGUUUAAGGGAAAUUUUUUGAAAUGCUAAUAAAAACGCAGAAUUCUCAUAACUCCGGCACAUAAAUUUUGAAUGCUUGUACGUUUGAAGUAAAGAUAAGACCAAGAAAAGCUACCUGUGCAAUGAAAUUGUAAGCAUAAAAGUUAAAAAACAAAAAAAACAAAAAAAAGCAAAACCAAUUUUGUAAAUUAAACGAUAGAUAUUAAUUGCGAGACACGUGUAGCGUGUCAAGUUCGAGCGCAAAGCACGCAAAACAAAAAUCUACACUAAAAAGAAUUUUAUUUACAGGUAUCCCUCGACAGGUAUCCGAUUUGUGUUUAUGACUAUUUUACGAAUUUUCGGACUUACGACUUACCAGUGUGAACGAUAUUAAUUUUAUAUUCUUAAGGAACAGCGAUUUUGUUUUGUUAUUUUGUUAUUGACCCUUUCGCUGAACUAUAGUCGCGAAGCUGUACCGUCGCACGGACAGUUUUCUGUCGCGAUGUAUAAAAAACGGAUAUCAAAACGUGUAAAAACUAAUUUUCGCGUUGCAACAACGUUGUACAUGCGAUUUCCAGUGCGAGAUAGAGAAGAGAGCCACUCUGGUGUGGUUGUUUGUUCUAAAAAUCGUCGCUCUGCGGGAAGCCACUGUAUAGUGGCGCUUAAAACGAUUGAAUGAAAAUCUCUCGUUUUUGUAUCAAUAAAAUCAAUAAUUCGUACGACUAAUGUUUUAUUCACACAAAAUAUCAUCAAUAUGCUAAUUUGUGCGGAUUUAAUUGACACGUAUACAUAGUUUUGCGUCAAUUCGCGCGCUUGAAUAAGAUUGUCUCUGAACAUAACUUCGUCGUAUAUGAGUCGAGAGAUGCCUGUAUAUUAUAUAUAUAUAUAUAUAUAAAUAAUUAUAUACAUAUAUAUAUCACAUAGCAUAUAUAAUGUAUAUUAGGAUAUGUAGUCUAUACGAGAGAUGCGCGCGUGUAGGUGUGUGUGUGCGUGUGUGUGUGCGUGUGUGUGUGUGUGUGUGUGUACGUAUAUUUACAUAUAUACAUACAUAUGUCUAUACAUAUAUACAAAUGUUUUUUUUCCCCCGUGAAGACACUUUUGAUGCCUAGACUCACUUUUCCCGAUAUCCGACUAUCCGCGAUCCGAAUGGGGGGUUUCGAAAUAUUCGAGUAAUGGAAAAUUUUUGGAAAUUCGCGCACAAAAUUUGAAACUUCUUCCUUUUUCGAGACAUAGAAUUCCAAGAUUUCUAGAAUUUUUUUCUCGAUUUUCUUUUUUCAAACGAACAAAAUUCGCGUGGAUCCGCGAGACGCGACCGACGCUCUAUUACUCGCGUGUUGCGAAUAAACGGAAAAUUUUUCAAGCACAAAUUUUCAAUUGCUUACAAUUAAAAAAAAAAAAAGAAUUCGCGAUUUGCUUCGCUCCGUCCGGAUACUCGGAUAACGUCACGGCUCGAACCAACUUGAAAGCUUUCCGUCACGCGUACUUGAUUUUAUUACGUAUGCAGCAAGUGAUAAGAAAUUCACGAGAUAUUUGUAUUUAUAUCGUUGCGCGGUGUUUUUGCGAACGCAACACACACCAUGCCAUAAACACACAACAUGUGUAUAAACGAGUUUCCAUACUCAAAAAGUUUUUAAUAACGAUGUCUGACUUUGCGAAAAUAGACGGUUUCGAUUGAAAACAAAACAGUUAAAUGAGUUUUAACAUGUAAAAUAUGACUCAAAUAUUUUAAAAUAUAAGAAAUAAAACAAAUGUUGUAACUUU
Molecule: messenger RNA, 6024 nt
Organism: Pseudomyrmex gracilis
Lineage: Eukaryota; Metazoa; Arthropoda; Insecta; Hymenoptera; Formicidae
Product: dentin sialophosphoprotein-like
Exons: 4
Coding region: 351-3932 (1193 amino acids)
Cellular component (GO): nucleus
Molecular function (GO): zinc ion binding
Source: RefSeq, a predicted model, not a curated record